This is a messenger RNA of Cuscuta europaea, 645 nucleotides long. Lineage: Eukaryota; Viridiplantae; Streptophyta; Magnoliopsida; Solanales; Convolvulaceae. The record is from the annotation of a GenBank genome assembly.
UCUAAAUAUAAGCUGUAAAGUGAAUUCACGACUGAUAGACGUGUGGGCAAUGAUUUUGAACAACAAUGAGACUCUAAGAAGCGAUGAAGCAAGGAAAAGAUUGAUCUUCACAACAACACCAUGUAGAGUGUUGGAGGAAAAUCAGUUGACUACUCCAACAACAAGAAGCAAGAGAUUUUUUGAUGUUACAAGGGCCCAAUUCGCCAAGAUGGCAUUGCCAAAAGUUAGAAACAUGGAUUUGUUUAUUUUCCCAGUUCAACAAAGUGGAAGAUCAUACAUGAUGACUUUUGAUUUGAAGUACAAUAAGUUCUUCAUAAUUGAUAUCUGUGAUGCAGAAAUAUCUAUUAAAAUGAAGUAUCUUUCACAACCAAACCAUCUGAAAAGUGCUGUAUUGAAAAGGCUUAGAGAUGAAAAGCACCCUCAAGCAGAAAAAGUCAAAUCCAUGAAGCCAGAAGUUUUUAAAAUGGCAUGGCGCAACAAGAAUAAUAAAGCAAAUGAAGGACUAUAUGUGAUGAGACACAUGGAAACCUUCAAUGGAGAGAGUGAUUGGGACUUUGGUCUAUUCAAAGAUAAUGAAAAGCCAUUAAACAUAAUGAGGGUCAAGUAUCUGCACAAAAUGCUCACAUUUCAGAAGAAUGAAGUAAG